Messenger RNA from Kwoniella mangroviensis CBS 8507, 1674 nucleotides. RefSeq lists its product as uncharacterized. Bases 1 to 1674 code for a protein of 557 amino acids. The record is from RefSeq and is a predicted model, not a curated record. NCBI's taxonomy places the organism in Eukaryota, Fungi, Basidiomycota, Tremellomycetes, Tremellales, Cryptococcaceae. The transcript has 4 exons.
AUGAAAUCACUCUUCAGGCCAUUCCCGUUGCCGUUAUCGGAUAGGCAAUGGUUCUAUCUCCUAGUGUUACAAGGUGUAGGAGCAGGGAUCAUAGAUGGAGGGGCGAACUUUGCAGUUGCAUAUGCUAUGUACCACAAUCAGAAAGUCGUCAAGAUGUGGGUGUUAUCCAAAAAUACCUUGGCUGGUGAUCUGGGAGUUACACCGAUAAUACAAUGUCUUGCAUCCAUGUUGAUCACUUCUACCUUGGUACAUACCGAUCUGCACCAUCAUGCAGUCGCGCCCUUACCUUUUGUCUGGCCUCAUGUCGAGCACUUACCCGAUCCGAGGGAAAUCAUCGGUCGAUGGGGUAAAGGGAAAAGACGUAAGGGUGAAGAAAUAGAGGAAAAGGGUCCCACAGAUGAAGAUGAAGAAGAACCCAGCAUAAAAGGUUUAUCAUAUUAUAUCAAGAUGUUAAUUCGAUUCAUAUUCGAAGGAACAGAGAACAAUUCUCUCUUACCCAUUGCCAACUCGAAACCAUUCCCGAUUAGGAUAUUCCUCUCUGCGGUUCAAGGAGCAGCUAUUGGAAUGAUAUUUGGUCUACCUGUCUUUUUGCUUUUCAUCAUUGUCUUAGGACCAUUAUACAAGCACGACAAUAUAGUGGAAGUAAAAUGGAAAUGGUCACCUAUGGUAAUCAAAUGCGUAUAUGGUGCUGUGGUAGGAUGGAUCACUAAUCCCGUCAUUGCUAGUUUGGCAUUAGGAAGUCAGGCAGAACAUCAUUUGAUUAUUAUCUCCGAAGAUUCCCCAGCAGAAGGAGAUGUAGAAGCUGGUCAAUCGAGUGUACCUAGAAUAGAUGGUGUAGGUGUGGAUACGAUCCACGAGGAAGAAGAAGAAGAGUACUUGAGUCCUCCUCCUCCUCUUACUGGCGAUUCACUUAGAGUCCCUAUACCCAAAUCGCCUACGCCUGCUUCGGGUGGAUCAUUACGAUUACCCAGCUCACCGCGAAUGUCCAAUCGACCUAGGGCAUUAUCAAACAUAUCUGCAACGUCGUCGUUAUCUAAUCGCAUGGGAAUUAGACCACCUCUAAUGGCAAAUUGCUCAAAUAUACCUAUCGCAUCGAAUAGCUCGAUAAGGAGAGGAAGUGUUACGUCUAUACCUAGAACACCUAGAUCACCUGGUACGGCCGAGUUUGGAUCGAUGAACUUACUACCACUUGAUACACCCACUCUUGGAAUGGGCUCACAGCGUAUCAAGCGUUCGAGGGGAGCUACGAUAUCGACUUAUGUGUCUCAGAGUGAUUCGGUGAACACAAACUAUUCGUACGCUCUUGGAGGUACUGGUGGGAGAGCGAAGAGGCCCAACAGACCUAGAGCGAUUAGUUCGUUGAGUGGAAAGGGUAUACAGCCACCAAAAGUGCAGGUUGAUGGAAUGGAGGGGCAGGCUGGUAAUUCGGCGAGCGAGGAAAUGAGGUUGGAUGUGCCAAGUGCGAUCACGGCUACAACGGAAACCAGUCAAGUGGGAAAGAACAAUGUGAGGGGUAAUGGUGGAUUUACAACUACACCUGUAUGGGAUGUUUUCGGUCAAGUUAAAGUACAAGAUCAGAUAACUACGCCUAAAAAGAAUGUUCAAGAUGAUGUGGAAGUGAGAGACAAAAAAAUGAAACAAGAGGAAGAUGCUGAAAAGAAAGAUGAGAAAUAA